AUGGAUAACGAACCACUGUGUGCCGAAAUCGCCGAUGAAUAUGUCAGAGAAGUAAUGGCUAACUCACACACCGCCGAAAGUGAUCAGAAUACGGUGGGAAAAGAUUUUACUCCGAUGAUAGUGAUGUUGAGGACACGUCUGGAGCAUUCAGGGGGCGAAAGAAGGGAUUCCUUUAAGAAAUUAAACACGAGGAUAGAUGAUUUAGAAGAUAAUCUGGAAAAGAAAAUAGUAGGUAGAAUUUCACAAUCUAUUAAUGCUAAAAUCGAGGAAAGUGUCAAGAAUCGUGUGACAGAAGAAGUGACAAUUAUGAAGGCAGAAAUUUCUGAAAACAUUAAAAUAAUAGAACAUAAAAUUGAGAAUUUGAAAAUGACCAGGGAACCAGUCGACCAGAACGUAGAGAGCAGUCGGACAAAGAAUAUAGUGAUUAAAAAUCUCCUGCCCUGCCAGGCUGAGGUGAACGAUUCGAACUUAGUAGUGAACACCGUUGACCGCCUUGUAUCUGAAGUAUUGGGACUGAAAAAUAUCAAAAUUACUCACGCGUCAAGAAUACAAACACGUGAGAACAACAACAGGAUUAACCCUAUCGUAGCUACUGUUGAGAACAUUGAUCAAAAACAAAGAAUAAUGAAAGCUAAACCAGGGCUGAAGAAAACUCAGGAUUUCUAUAGAGUGUACAUAGAACAUGAUUUACCUCAAGAUGUAAGAAAUAGUAACUAUAAUUUGAUGAACAUUCUGAAAAUAGUUGGUGGUGAUAGGGAGUACAGGGUUGUUGGGGGACGAAUUACUCGACAUGUCACUAGUACGUAUACUAGAAGGACAGAUUUGCAUAGAAACGCGAAGAGAGGUUCAGGAGGGGUUGGAAUAUUGGUGAAUUCUGAGAUACUUGGACUAUAUGAUGCAUUGGAUGGUUCUAAAGAAGACAUUUUGUGGUUAAAACUAUCGCAUAAGACUCUUCGUAAUAGUGACCUGUGUAUUUGUGCCUGUUACGUUCCACCUUCCGACUCUAGUCGAGCAGGGGACGUAGACACUUUUUUUAAUGAUCUAUAUUUGCAACAAGUUUACUGUUUUCAAAAUGAAGGAAUACUAUAUAUGGCGGGUGAUUUUAAUGCACGAUGUGGUGACGAACAGGAUUUUAUUGCUGGGGUGGAUGAUAUACCAGGCAGAGACAUAAUUGAUACUACAAGUAACCUUUAUGGAGAUAAACUUAUUGACUUUUUGACAAGCUGUAAUUUAUGUAUGCUAAAUGGGAGAGUAUAUGGUGAGCAUGGUUCCAAUAAUUUUACGUGUUUGUCUAAACGAGGAAAAUCUGUGGUUGAUUAUGCUAUUACAACUCAUGAACAAUUAUCAAACUGUAAAUCGUGCAGUGUUUAUCUUAUGUCUGAUUUAAUAAACCUAUGUGGAAUUCAGUUUGAAAAGUUGGUUCCUGACCAUGGACCUAUAAUCUGGACAAUUGAUGUACAAAACGCCACCUCGAAUGCAGAUCAUUUUCCAGUGCUGAAUAAAACUAUACGAUAUGACACUCGUAAAAUACUAAGAGACUUUCUUACAAAAAUUAGCGGUGUAGAAGAAAUAAUUAUUGGACUAGAAAAAGAGCUUUCUGACAAUCGAAAGCUUAUUCCAGUUUUGUAG
Messenger RNA from Lottia gigantea (owl limpet), 1629 nucleotides. RefSeq lists its product as hypothetical. Lineage: Eukaryota; Metazoa; Mollusca; Gastropoda; Lottiidae. Bases 1 to 1629 code for a protein of 542 amino acids. The record is from RefSeq and is a predicted model, not a curated record. The transcript is spliced from 3 exons.